GUGCACGCGGUUGUAACUGCCAGCGGCGGGAGAAGUGGCACUCCAGCUGAGAGACGUGAUUUUUCGCUCGCUUGGUUAUGGAGGUGCUGCCGCCGCGGCUUGUAGCCGCGAGGUCUCCGGCUCCUGGAUGGAGCCGCAAGCUGCUUCUGCUGCCAGUGGUGCUGUUCCUGCUGCCGAUCGGGGCUCUGAGGGGCUUGGAGACGGAGAGGCCCCGGACCCGCGAAAAAGAGUGCCACUUCUACGCUGGUGGACAAGUGUAUCCCGGGGAGGCGUCCCGGGUAUCAGUCGCAGACCACUCCCUGCACCUAACCAAAGCCAAGAUUUCCAAGCCAGCACCUUAUUGGGAAGGAACAGCAGUGAUAAAUGGAGAAUUUAAGGAGCUCAAAUUAACAGAUUAUCGUGGAAAAUACUUGGUCUUUUUCUUCUACCCACUUGAUUUCACAUUUGUGUGUCCAACUGAAAUCAUCGCCUUUGGUGCUAGAAUUGAUGAAUUUAGAGCUAUAAAUACUGAAGUGGUGGCAUGUUCUGUUGAUUCGCAGUUUACCCAUUUGGCCUGGAUUAAUACCCCUCGAAAGCAAGGAGGACUUGGAUCAAUAAGAUUUCCACUUCUUUCAGACUUGAACCAUCAGAUCUCAAAGGACUAUGGUGUAUAUCUGGAGGACUCUGGCCACACUCUUAGAGGCCUCUUUAUUAUUGAUGACAAAGGAAUCCUGAGACAGAUUACUCUGAAUGACCUUCCUGUGGGUAGAUCAGUGGAUGAGACACUACGUUUGGUUCAAGCAUUCCAGUAUACUGACAAACAUGGAGAAGUCUGCCCCGCUGGCUGGAAACCUGGUAGUGAAACAAUCAAACCUGAAGAUGCUAUGAAAGCCUGGUGGCCAAGAGAAGAGCUAUAAUCCCAGAUCCAACUGGAAAACUGAAGUAUUUUGAUAAACUAAAUUGAAAACUACUUCAUCAAGUUUUAAUGUUUGAAAGUU
Marmota flaviventris (yellow-bellied marmot) is the source of this 977-nucleotide messenger RNA. RefSeq names its product peroxiredoxin 4 (gene Prdx4). Gene Ontology annotation, molecular function: thioredoxin peroxidase activity. Gene Ontology annotation, cellular component: endoplasmic reticulum; cytosol. The record is from RefSeq and is a predicted model, not a curated record. Gene Ontology annotation, biological process: cellular response to stress; hydrogen peroxide catabolic process; response to oxidative stress. NCBI's taxonomy places the organism in Eukaryota, Metazoa, Chordata, Mammalia, Rodentia, Sciuridae.